Molecule: messenger RNA, 1770 nt
Organism: Prunus armeniaca (apricot)
Lineage: Eukaryota; Viridiplantae; Streptophyta; Magnoliopsida; Rosales; Rosaceae
Source: the annotation of a GenBank genome assembly
AUGUUCUCCACCGUCCGAUCUCUCUCCCCACUCCUCGUCUUUGCUCUCCUUCUCCUAUCCCCCGCGUUCGCCUCCGAGGCAGAUCACAAGUAUCAAACAGAAGAACCAGUUACUCUUUGGGUGAAUAAAGUUGGGCCAUAUAAUAAUCCACAAGAAACAUACAAUUACUACAGUCUUCCUUUCUGUCAUCCAUCUGAAAAUGCUGCUCACAAAUGGGGUGGUCUUGGUGAAGUCUUGGGCGGAAAUGAACUUAUUGAUAGCCAGAUUGACAUAAAGUUUCAAAAAAAUGUGGAUAGGGCCACCAUUUGUCAACUUGAACUUGAUGAUCAAAAGGUUAAACAAUUCAAGGAUGCAAUUGAGAAUAGUUACUGGUUUGAAUUCUUCAUGGAUGAUCUGCCUUUAUGGAGCUUUGUUGGUGAGUUGCAUCAGGACAAGAACAGUGAAAAUGGCAAGCAUGUCCUUUUCACGCAUAAGAAUAUUAUUGUUAAAUACAAUAAAGAUCAGAUAAUUCAUGUGAAUCUCACUCAAGAUAGUCCAAGGCCGCUGGAAGCAGGGAAAAAGUUGGACCUGACAUACUCUAUCAAAUGGAUUCCAACCACUGUCACCUUUGCACGUCGUUUUGAUGUCUAUUUGGACUACCCUUUCUUUGAGCACCAAAUACAUUGGUUCUCGAUUUUCAAUUCGUUCAUGAUGGUUAUAUUCCUUACUGGUUUGGUGUCAAUGAUAUUGAUGCGGACUCUUAGGAAUGACUAUGCAAAAUAUGCUCGGGAAGACGAUGAUCUGGAGACUCUGGAAAGGGAUGUCAGUGAAGAAUCUGGCUGGAAACUUGUGCAUGGGGAUGUUUUUCGGCCUCCUCGGAGUUUGGUUAUUCUUUCAGCUGUUGUUGGCACAGGAGCUCAGCUAGCUUUGCUUGUUCUCCUCGUCAUCUUACUGGCAAUUGUUGGAAUGUUGUAUGUUGGGAGAGGUGCAAUUGUUACAACUUUCAUAGUGUGUUAUGCCCUUACCUCAUUCAUUUCUGGUUAUGUAAGUGGUGGGAUGUAUUCAAGGAAUGGGGGUAAAAACUGGAUAAAGUCAAUGAUUCUCACAGCAUCACUAUUUCCAUUUAUGUGCUUUGGAAUUGGGUUCGUCUUGAACACCAUUGCUAUAUUCUAUGGGUCUCUAGCAGCUAUUCCUUUUGGCACAAUGGUGGUUGUUUUUGUCAUUUGGGCUUUCAUCUCUUUUCCUCUAGCACUUCUUGGUACAGUUGUUGGAAGAAACUGGAGUGGUGCUCCUAAUAAUCCCUGUCGUGUGAAAACCAUUCCUCGUCCUAUUCCUGAGAAGAAAUGGUAUUUAACCCCAUCUGUUGUCUCAAUGAUGGGAGGACUUCUGCCCUUUGGAAGCAUAUUUAUCGAAAUGUAUUUUGUCUUCACAUCCUUCUGGAAUUACAAGGUGUACUAUGUCUAUGGCUUUAUGCUUCUUGUUUUUCUGAUUCUCAUCAUUGUGACUGUAUGCGUGACGAUUGUGGGGACAUACUUCUUGCUGAAUGCUGAGAACUACCACUGGCAAUGGACUUCAUUCUUUUCUGCUGCAUCAACAGCCGUCUACGUGUACUUGUAUUCAAUAUAUUACUACCAUGCGAAGACUAAGAUGUCAGGUUUCUUCCAGACCAGCUUCUAUUUUGGGUACACUUUGAUGUUUUGCCUCGGCUUAGGAAUUCUCUGUGGAGCUGUUGGAUAUCUGGGCUCUAAUUUGUUUGUGAGGAGGAUCUACAGAAACAUCAAGUGCGACUAG